GGUGUGAUGAGAGGCAGAAACUGAAGAGCAUUUGGAGCUUUCUCGUCUUUCACAGAUUUUUCUCUCUAUCUGAGCAACUGACAAACUGAGAAACAUGCCUGAGCAAAGCAAUGAUUACAGGGUUGUUGUGUUUGGAGCUGGCGGAGUGGGCAAAAGUUCUUUGGUCUUGAGGUUUGUGAAGGGCACUUUCAGAGAGAGCUACAUCCCUACUAUUGAAGAUACCUACCGUCAGGUGAUCAGCUGUGAUAAGAGCAUAUGCACUUUACAGAUAACUGACACUACAGGGAGCCAUCAAUUUCCAGCCAUGCAACGUCUUUCUAUUUCUAAAGGACAUGCUUUCAUUUUGGUUUACUCUAUCACUAGCCGACAGUCCUUGGAGGAACUCAAACCAAUCUAUGAACAAAUAUGUCAGAUUAAAGGAGACAUAGAAAACAUCCCAAUAAUGCUGGUGGGGAACAAAAAUGAUGAGAGUCAAAAUCGAGAGGUGGACAGCAGUGAAGGAGAAGCCAUGGCUAAGAAGUGGAAAUGUGCCUUCAUGGAGACCUCUGCCAAGCUGAACCACAAUGUGAAAGAGUUAUUCCAAGAAUUGCUAAACCUUGAGAAACGCAGGACUGUGAGUUUACAAAUUGAUGGCAAAAAAAGCAAGCAGCAGAAAAGGAAAGAGAAGCUGAAAGGCAAAUGUGUGGUGAUGUGAAAUUGCACUGUCAGAAGUUAAUCAUACAAUCUCACCUGUCUGACAAUACUCAUACAAAACCUACAGAUAACAAACAACCAUGGAAAACCCUAUUCAUUAGUAUCUGUUUUAAAAGAAAUAUUCUGAAUUUCAAAAAAAUUAUUUACUGUAGUUACUAUGAGAAACCCCCAACAAUUAAAAUCAUGUACUCCACCUUCUGGUGAAAAAA
Molecule: messenger RNA, 902 nt
Organism: Melopsittacus undulatus (budgerigar)
Lineage: Eukaryota; Metazoa; Chordata; Aves; Psittaciformes; Psittaculidae
Gene: DIRAS2
Product: DIRAS family GTPase 2
Exons: 2
Coding region: 95-694 (199 amino acids)
Biological process (GO): signal transduction
Cellular component (GO): plasma membrane
Molecular function (GO): GDP binding; GTP binding; GTPase activity
Source: RefSeq, a predicted model, not a curated record